GGGCUGCGGUUGCUGUGGGGGAGGGGGCGGGCGGCUUGGCGGGGAAGAUGUCCGCCACUCUCCUCUCGCCCAUUGUGGAUUAUUACAACGAUGAGGAGGAGCUGGACAGUGUGGACGACGAGGACGACCGCAGCAUCCGGGGCCGCGACUCGGAUGAAGAUACAGAGGAUGCAAGUGAGACAGAUAUUGCUAAUAAGCAAGAUGAUGAAGACUACCUGGAGGUGAAAGAGCAGAUGUACCAGGAAAAAUUAACAUCUCUUAAGAGGCAGCUACAGCAGUUGCAAGAAGGUACAUUGCAGGAAUAUCAGAAACGGAUGAAGAAACUAGAUCAACAAUACAAAGAAAGAAUAAGAAAUGCAGAGCUUUUUCUGCAGUUGGAGACAGAACAAGUGGAAAGAAAUUAUAUUAAAGAGAAAAAGGCAGCAGUGAAGGAAUUUGAAGAUAAAAAGAUUGAGUUGAAAGAGAAUCUGAUUGCUGAAUUAGAAGAAAAGAAAAAGAUGAUUGAGAAUGAGAGACUAACAAUGGAACUCACUGGAGAUUCUAUGGAGGUUAAGCCAAUUAUGACCAGGAAGUUGAGGAGGAGACCUAAUGAUCCUGUUCCAAUUCCGGACAAAAGACGAAAACCUGCACCUGCGCAGUUAAAUUAUUUGUUAACAGAUGAACAGAUUAUGGAGGAUCUACGAACACUUAACAAGCUCAAAUCUCCAAAAAGACCAGCGUCUCCAUCUUCUCCUGAGCACCUUCCCAGCACCCCUGCUGAGUCACCAGCACAGAGAUAUGAAGCACGAAUAGAAGAUGGAAAGUUGUAUUAUGAUAAGAGAUGGUAUCACAAAAGUCAGGCGAUCUAUCUGGAAUCCAAGGAUAAUACGAAGAUCAGCUGUGUAAUUAGCUCAGUUGGAACAAAUGAGAUAUGGGUGAGGAAGACGAGCGAUAGCACAAAAAUGCGUAUAUAUCUGGGACAGCUACAUAGAGGAGUAUUUAUUAUACGUAGGCGAUCUGCUGCCUAGCACUCUUGCCAAAACAUUUGGAGACUGAGACCUUCCUGUUAUCUCUCUGCUCAGAGAAUGACUCCUCCCUGGUUUUUGUAUGGAAAUCUGUAUUAAUACAAGCAAACUUAGACUGAAGAACAUGUAAUUUGAAGACUCUUUUCAAUGCCAGUUCUGAUGAUUGUGUAUAUUUUUAAGAAUAAAAUUCGCCUUUUCAAGGAUUUUUCUUUAUUUUCAUCAUCCUCCAAGAUGAAGUUGACCAUUCUUUAUGGCUGGUAACUGCCAAUUUGUGGAUCGUUUCAUUUAUUCCAGGCAACAAGAUGAAAUGCAGUUUUGCUUCACUGCUGGACAAUCUGGGACAACUGAAUCUGAACAAUUCAGUCACCUUUUUUUUGGAGAGGAAUAUGUUUUGUACAUGCUGUUUAUUUUGUAAUAGAAUGCUUUACCAUAGUCACUAUUGGACACAAGCCAAAAACAUGUAUUUUUUGUUUUUCAAAAGUGUAUUAAAUAAUCUUGUUUCUUUGAACAAAACAACUUGAGUUUGUUUUAUAGUAUUCUGUAACCUUUAAUAAAAUUGAAAAUGGUGGCGGUAGCCUGUGAUUAUGGUUAACACUGUUAUGAUCUACAUUACAAAGUUCUACUGUUUUCCCUUAAAAAUUAGUGGUUUACAGCCUUUAAUAUUGGAGCAGAAUCCAAUCAAAUGCUCUAAUUUCAUGCUACUAAUCUGAUUGCCAGUGUACAACUAUAUUUUUAAGUUGCCCCUAAAAAUGCUCAUUGUCAAUCACAGAUCAUUCAAUAAGCUUAGAGCCUCCUCGAUUUGGUUUGGCUUUCAAGAAGCAUUUGAAAUAUUUGAAGCAUUUUGCUCUGACAGAAACAACAUUUGGAAGAUGUGAUUAAAUCAAAAAAUAUUCCUUUUGUAGUUUAGUCACUGGUGAUACUAAAACUAGUAACUAAGGCAUUAUCGCUGUUAAUAUAACUGCGUACCACAAAGGGUCUGUUGGAGUUUUUGCUGUUGCCUCUACCUUCCGCACUAUCAUUUAAUUCUGCAAUUGAGUGGGGGCAAUGUUGAGUUGGGAAAAUUGAAUUGUGGGCUUUAGAAAUUUUGAGAUUUGAUGUAAGGACCUUGUACUGGGGGAAAAACAACUCAGGGUAAACUUAAUUUUUGUUUUGGAUCAACCCUUUCUAGAAACUCAAUGAACUUCAAAGCGUAUUAGCUCUCUUGGAUGGUACUGCUGCUAAAUUUUGUUUAUUAAAAGCAAAGUCAUGUUAAGUCUGACAUUAUUUGAAUUCCCCAUGCAGCAAGAUAUGGAAAUUUGAUUGAUUACAUGUCCACCAAAACUUGUUCUAGUUUGCUGGGUAGGUGCCCUAAAAGCCCACAGUUUAUUAAUAGCUGUGCUACUCAAAUUGCUUUUUUUUGUCAAUAUGAUGGUGUCGUUUUCAUAAAUGUCCAUUUAGACUUUUUUUAAUACAAUGUUGGGGAUUAGAAUUGCUGUACAUAAAUGGCCCAUGGUGAUCUUUGAGUUACAGAUGCAAUUACAGAUAUUUGAGGAAUAUCAUGAUACAUCAGUAUAGUGAAUAAUACAAUGAAGACAGCAACUUCAUUUUAUUCAUCUUUAUCAACUGAAAUAAAAAGUUUUUGCACUG
Carcharodon carcharias (great white shark) is the source of this 2630-nucleotide messenger RNA. It is a transcript of the gene suds3, whose product is annotated as SDS3 homolog, SIN3A corepressor complex component. The record is from RefSeq and is a predicted model, not a curated record. The transcript is spliced from 12 exons. Gene Ontology annotation, molecular function: histone deacetylase binding. Bases 48 to 1007 code for a protein of 319 amino acids. Gene Ontology annotation, cellular component: Sin3-type complex. NCBI's taxonomy places the organism in Eukaryota, Metazoa, Chordata, Chondrichthyes, Lamniformes, Lamnidae. Gene Ontology annotation, biological process: negative regulation of transcription by RNA polymerase II.